Kogia breviceps (pygmy sperm whale) is the source of this 4028-nucleotide messenger RNA. Lineage: Eukaryota; Metazoa; Chordata; Mammalia; Artiodactyla; Physeteridae. The record is from RefSeq and is a predicted model, not a curated record.
GCGACCGGAGCUUCCAAGAGCCGCGGGUACUAGCGAUUGGCGGCUUAGAAGAAGUUUCCUGUGCCGGGCUUUAUCUGCUGGCGUCGUCCUCUCGGGGUUCCCAGGAUGUUCUUUUACUUGAGCAAGAAAAUUGCCGUUCCCAAUAAUGUGAAGCUGAAAUGUAUAUCUUGGAACAAGGACCAAGGAUUCAUAGCAUGUGGUGGUGAAGACGGAUUACUGAAGGUUUUGAAAUUAGAGACACAGACAGAUGAUGCAAAAUUGAGGGGUCUUGCAGCCCCUAGUAACCUUUCUAUGAAUCAGACUCUUGAAGGUCAUAGUGGUUCUGUUCAAGUUGUAACAUGGAAUGAACAAUAUCAGAAGUUGACCACCAGUGAUCAAAAUGGUCUUAUCAUUGUUUGGAUGUUAUAUAAAGGCUCUUGGUAUGAGGAGAUGAUCAACAAUAGAAAUAAAUCAGUGGUUCGAAGCAUGAGCUGGAAUUCUGACGGACAGAAGAUCUGCAUUGUAUACGAGGAUGGGGCUGUGAUAGUUGGUUCAGUGGAUGGGAAUCGCAUUUGGGGAAAAGAUCUGAAGGGUACACAGUUAUGUCAUGUAGCAUGGUCCGCAGAUAGUAAAAUCUUACUUUUUGGAAUGGCAAAUGGAGAAAUACACAUUUAUGAUAAUCAAGGGAAUUUUAUAAUGAAAAUGAAACUGAAUUGUUUGGUGAAUGUCACUGGAGCGAUCAGUAUUGCUGGAAUUCACUGGUACCAUGGCACAGAAGGCUAUGUGGAGGCACAUUGCCCCUGCCUUGCGAUUUGCUUUGACAAUGGCAGAUGCCAAAUAAUGAGACAUGAGAAUGACCAAAAUCCGGUUUUAAUUGAUAGUGGCAUGUAUGUAGUAAGUAUCCAGUGGAACCACACGGGCAGCGUGUUAGCUGUGGCAGGCUCCCAGAAGGCCAUCACUCAGGACAAAGAUGUAAACACUGUGCAGUUUUACACUCCAUUUGGUGAGCAUCUGGGUACUUUGAAGAUUCCUGGAAAGCAGAUGUCUGCAGUAUCUUGGGAAGGAGGUGGACUGAAAAUUGCACUAGCUGUUGAUUCUUUUAUAUAUUUUGCAAAUAUUCGACCCGAUUAUAAGUGGGGUUAUUGCUCAAACACUGUAGUUUAUGCUUAUACCAGACCUGAUCGUCCAGAGUACUGUGUUAUAUUUUGGGAUACAAAAAACAACGAGAAAUAUGUUAAGUAUGUGAAGAGUCUCAUUUCUGUUACAACUUGUGGAGAUUUCUGCAUUUUGGCUACAAAAGCUGAUGAAAAUCAUCCUCAGGAGGAGAACGAGAUGGAAACAUUUGGUGCAACGUUUGUGCUAGUUCUUUGUAAUUCUAUUGGCACACCUCUGGAUCCCAAGUACAUUGAUCUUGUACCAUUGUUUGUUACAAUGACCAAAACCCAUGUGAUAGCAGCUUCAAAAGAAGCAUUUUAUACCUGGCAGUAUCGUGUGGCAAAGAAGCUCACAGCAUUGGAAAUUAAUCAGAUCACCCGGUCUCGAAAAGAAGGGAGAGAAAGAAUUUAUCAUGUUGAUGAUACUCCUUCUGGAUCGGUGGAUGGUGUGCUUGAUUAUAGUAAAGCCAUUCAAGGCACAAGGGAUCCAAUUUGUGCCAUAACUGCAUCUGAUAAGACAUUGAUUGUGAGUCGUGAAUCUGGCACCAUUCAGAGAUACAGUCUUCCUAAUGUUGGUUUGAUUCAAAAAUACUCCCUUAAUUGUCGAGCCUACCAGUUAUCCUUGAACUGCAACUCCAGUCGUCUUGCUAUCAUAGACAUCUCAGGAGUUCUGACCUUCUUUGACUUGGAUGCUCGGGUAACAGACAGCACAGGACAGCAAGUUAUUGGCGAGUUGUUAAAAUUGGAGCGAAAAGAUGUCUGGGAUAUGAAGUGGGCCAAAGAUAAUCCUGAUUUGUUUGCAAUGAUGGAGAAGACAAGAAUGUAUGUUUUCAGAAACUUGGAUCCUGAGGAACCCAUUCAGACUUCUGGAUAUAUUUGUAAUUUUGAGGAUUUAGAAAUUAAAUCUGUUCUUUUGGAUGAGAUAUUAAAGAAUCCAGAAUAUCCAAACAAGGAUUAUAUCAUUAACUUUGAGAUUCGGUCCCUGAGAGAUAGCCGAGCUCUGAUUGAGAAGGUUGGAAUUGAGGAUGCAUCUCAAUUCAUAGAGGAUAAUCCACACCCCCGACUUUGGCGCCUGCUGGCUGAAGCAGCUCUUCAGAAGCUGAAUUUGCACACCGCAGAGCAAGCGUUUGUGCGUUGCAAAGACUACCAAGGCAUUAAGUUUGUGAAGCGCCUGGGUAACCUGCAGAGCGAGUCCAUGAAGCAGGCGGAAGUGGCUGCCUACUUCGGCAGGUUCGAAGAGGCUGAAAGGAUGUAUCUCGAUAUGGACAGAAGAGAUCUGGCUAUUGGCCUCCGGCUGAAGUUGGGAGAUUGGUUUCGAGUACUCCAACUCCUGAAAACUGGAUCUGGUGAUGCGGAUGACAGUGUCCUUGAACAAGCCCACGAUGCCAUCGGAGACUACUUUGCUGAUCGACAAAAGUGGUUGAAUGCUGUACAAUAUUAUGUACAAGGCCGGAACCAGGAACGCUUAGCUGAGUGUUAUUAUAUGUUAGAGGAUUAUGAGGGAUUGGAGAAUCUUGCCAAUUCACUUCCAGAAAACCACAAGUUGCUUCCAGAAAUAGCACAAAUGUUUGUGAGAGCUGGAAUGUGUGAACAAGCAGUGACUGCGUUUCUGAAAUGUAAUCAACCAAAGGCAGCAGUGGAUACCUGUGUACAUCUCAACCGAUGGAACAAAGCUGUUGAAUUGGCUAAAAGUCAUAAUAUGAAAGAAAUUGGUUCCCUGUUAGCGAGGUAUGCAUCUCAUUUAUUGGAAAAGAAUAAAAUUCUUGAUGCCAUAGAACUCUAUCGGAAAGCCAGUUACUUUUAUGAUGCUGCUAAGCUGAUGUUUAAGAUUGCAGAUGAAGAGGCAAAGAAAAGAACUAAACCUUUACGUGUUAAGAAGCUCUAUGUACUAUCAGCUUUACUUAUAGAGCAGUACCAUGAACAAAUGAAAAAUGCCCAACGAGGAAAAGUUAAAGGAAAGAGCUCAGAGGUCACUUCUGCUUUGGCUGGUUUGCUGGAAGAAGAAGUGCUGUCUACAACUAGUCGUUUCACAGAUAAUGCUUGGAGAGGGGCUGAGGCUUACCACUUCUUCCUACUGGCGCAGAGGCAGCUCUACGAGGGCUGUGUUGACAGUGCAUUGAAGACAGCACUUUCAGAUGGGCCAUGACAGCACUGCCGGCACUGUCACCACCCACCCUGGGUCACAUUGGUUGGGCCACUGUGAAAUAGCCAUCACCAGCACACGUCAUACCCCAGUACAUCAUCAAUCUAUAGUAUAAUGGCAUCAUCUUUAAAAGAAACCUUUUUAGAGAAAUUCUUUUAUUUGAAUGUUUCUGGAAUUCUAUAGUGAUGACUUUUCUUUUUCUUUAUUCAUUAUUUUUUGUAAGAGCUCUUUAGAAAUUAUAUAUAGUAACCCUCUGUCAUAUCUGUUGAUUUUCCCUGGCAUUUAUAAGUUACAGUUACUUAACCUCUCUAAGCUUCAGUUUCUUUUUGUGAAAAGUGGGGAUAAUAGGAUCUUCUUCAUAGGUUUGUUUUGAGGAUUAAGCGAGCAAGUUAUGAAAAGAAAAUCUACUUAUUAUAGUGCCUGGAUACUGUGAGCCCUCGAGAAGUGGUAGUCAUGAUGAUGAUAUUGACAGUGGCUUUUUACAAAGUCCUAUCAAUCAGUCUUGAUAGGGGUCAUGCUCAGGAAGUCCAUCACUUCAAGGUUAUUAAAUAUUGUAUUUUAUUUUAACUUCUUAUUUAUUACAAAACCAUUUAUUAAAAACGUAUUCACCCCUCACGGAUUUGAAAUUCUACCUUUAUGAAACUAAGUUCACACAUUUUGUUAAUCUCUUCCUAGGCUGUUAUUUUCUAGACAUGGAUCUCUGUGUCUGUACUUUCUCUUAUUUACCUUACUUUUACAUUUUAAUAUCUGGA